Saccostrea echinata is the source of this 1163-nucleotide messenger RNA. Its product is annotated as serine/threonine-protein phosphatase 6 regulatory ankyrin repeat subunit C-like. Gene Ontology annotation, biological process: intracellular signal transduction; protein ubiquitination. The coding region runs from base 309 to 1145 and encodes 278 amino acids. Gene Ontology annotation, molecular function: protein binding; ubiquitin-protein transferase activity. Lineage: Eukaryota; Metazoa; Mollusca; Bivalvia; Ostreida; Ostreidae. The transcript is spliced from 2 exons. Gene Ontology annotation, cellular component: cytoplasm. The record is from RefSeq and is a predicted model, not a curated record.
AUUCAAAGCGAGUCUGAGUGAAAAGAACGGGUCUCCUUUCUUUUUUCUAAACUUAUAUUAUUUUCAAACUGAAUGGGGCUAACAAAAAUAAUACACACUUUAAGGACGUGCAUUAGACUUGACCCAGAUUUUGUUAUCAUCGCUGCCCAACAGCUAUAGACAAGGCACAGUUUCUGAGGCCAUACUUCUCUAAAGAGAAUAGGUUAUCUACUGAAUGUCAUUGACCGGGACACUCUGACAUACUUAUAUACAACAGUGCAGUGCCCUAUUUUUAAUGAUUUUGUGUUGUGAAUAUCCCCGGAAUCUUAAUGCAGUCAGAAAGAAGAAAAGAUCCCCACUCCCUCAUUUUUGAUGCCAUCUUCUACGGAAAUAAGAACGAAGUACAACAGCUGAUUUCGGGAGGAGUGGAUAAACAUGUUGUCACACACCACCCCAUGCGGUGGGAGGGCGCAAGCGUGCUUGGCGCUGCAGCGAACGAAGGACAUAUGGAAAUUGUCAGAUAUUUAGUAGACAUUGGUACAUCAGUAAAUUUUAGCGACCCUUGUCAGGGACGGACGCCCCUACACUGGGCUUGUUUGGGGAACCAGUAUCAGGUAGCAGCGUACCUCAUCAAACACGGAGCUGACGUCAACCACGUGGAUAAAGAGCAGACGACACCUAUUCUGCGUGCUGCCUUUGCUAGAAACUGUGACAUGGUCAAACUUUUGAUUAAAAAUGGCGCAAGUGUCCUUCAGGUGGACUUGCUGCAUUGUUCUGCGCUCCACUACGCUUGCAUUCACGGUGAUAAAAAUCUAACUAGAACCCUCAUUCGAGCUGGUUGCAUUUCCAACAAUUUUGCCUUGGUUGGAAAAGGUACACCAUUACAAACUCUGACAAGUCAAAAUGACCUAGAUAAUGUUACAUUGUUAUUAGAGGCAGGGUACAACCUACAAAAUGAUCAGAGCUGGAUAAGAUCAGUUUCAAACCCAAAUUCAAACUCUUUACAUGAACGUAUUCUAAGCUGUACCAACAGUCCAAUGUGUCUGAGACAUCUCUGUAGAAAAACAAUUAGGAGUCAAAUGCAUGGUGUACAAGUGGAAGAGAAAUUAGAAAAACUUAAAUGCCCAUCAUUAUUGCAAAAGUUUCUUACACUUGAUAUUUUAUGAUUAAAACUUAACAAAUUU